Messenger RNA from Diospyros lotus (date-plum), 1130 nucleotides. RefSeq names its product tropinone reductase homolog. The transcript has 5 exons. The coding region runs from base 121 to 939 and encodes 272 amino acids. Gene Ontology annotation, molecular function: oxidoreductase activity. NCBI's taxonomy places the organism in Eukaryota, Viridiplantae, Streptophyta, Magnoliopsida, Ericales, Ebenaceae. The record is from RefSeq and is a predicted model, not a curated record.
ACAGAUGCCUCCAAUGCCUGCAACAUAUACAUCUAUAGCUCCACACACACACACGUAAAGUGUAAUAUUAAGUGGGAGAAGAGAAAAGAAUUCUCUUUGGGUGAUAAAGAUCAUCGGAAGAUGACAACUGAACAAAUGAGUUUGAGAGACAAGAGAUGGUCUCUAGAGGGAAUGACAGCUCUUGUCACUGGUGGAACCAGAGGCAUAGGGCAUGCCAUAGUAGAGGAACUAGUAGGAUUUGGAGCCUCUGUGCAUACAUGCUCAAGGAACCACAAAGAGCUCAAGGAAAGGUUGCAAGAAUGGGAAACAAAAGGAUAUAAAGUAAGUGGUUCUGUUUGUGACUUGUCGUCGAGAGAUCAACAAGAAGAGCUGAUGAAGGCUGUGUCUUCUGCCUUUGAUGGCAAACUAAACAUCCUUGUGAACAAUGCUGCAAUAAGUCUUCUCAAGCAUGCCACAGACAUCACUGCAGAAGAUUUCUCAAGCUUAAUGAGAACCAAUCUUGAGGCCCCUUAUCAUCUGUGUCAACUCGCCCAUCCCCUCUUGAAAGCCUCUGGAACAGCCAGCAUCGUCUUCAUUUCUUCCAUGGCUGGCGUCGUAGCUCUACCUGCUAUUUCAGCUUACGCCGCGACUAAAGGUGCAAUCAAUCAGCUAACUAAGAACUUGGCGUGUGAAUGGGCAAAGGACAAUAUCCGUGUCAAUGCUGUGGCACCUGGGGGAGUGCGAACCACAAUUCUGAAACCUGAGGACAUUUCGCCAGACAUUGCCACUUCAUUCAUACAAGUAACGCAGCGGGUACCUCUCCGCCCCAUGGCAGAGCCUAAUGAGAUUUCUCCAAUGGUGGCAUUCCUCUGCCUUCCGGCGGCUUCUUUCCUUACCGGGCAGGUUAUCUGCAUCGACGGCGGAUAUACUGCGGGCGGGUUCAAGGUUUCGGACACUUAAAAACCCUACAACGAUACUACAAGAAAACAGGCAAUUAGAGACGUGGACUCUGCUUCACUAUUGUCUCAAUAUAAGCUUCAAGUAUUUAAUUACACCAAAAGGUUGGUAUGGUGAUGGCUGAUGCCAUUGCCAGCAGCACAUGUAAGCUAAGCUUUAUAAUCUUUCGAUCUUUCUAUAUAAUUUUGAAGUUU